CUUCCAUCUGUUUUAUAUUAAAAUUAGAAAUGAAAACUUUUUAUAUAAUAACAAUAUAAAUUUUUUUUUUAUGAUGAACAAUAUAUAAUUCAUAGGGCUUCAAAAUUGACUAUGAAUAAAGGGAAAGUGUCUGGAAAUCAGAUAAAUAUUUAUCCAUUCCAAAGUGAUUCUUCAAACAAAAAUGUUAAACGAGGAAUCCCUCUGCUCAGAAACAAUGAUCAUCAAACAACGCCAACAGUAAUAUCUAAGAUGAAUUUUCAAGAUUUAACUUUCCAACCAGCAAAUCAAGUUAUGCAAGCUAAUACCCAAGAAAUGUUAUCUCAAAAAAGAGAAAUGAAUGAUUAUAACAACGGUUCGUCAAAUAAGACAAACAAUAUGACUGCGGUGAUAAGCGACGAAUCAAAAAAUGAUUAUGGCCUUGAGGAUGAUUCCGAGGAAAGAUCAUCAAAAUUGCACAAUAUUUGGGCUCGAUUUGAAUCUGGUCAAAUCGAAAAGGUCGAAAUCAAGAAAAAGCAAUCGGCCGAAAUCAAGGAACUUAAAGCCGAUAUACGCAAAUUGAAAAUGUCCAAAUUACAUGAUGAUUCCUCGGUCGAUUCGGCAUCUCAAACUAAAUUAGAACAAAUCGAAAACGAAAAACUGUUGGAACUGGAGUUGAUCAAAAGAAACCGACAAGAAGAGCUAUCAAAUUUAAGGCAAAAAUUUAUUAAUUUAGAUAAUGUUGAAGAUAGAGCUAUGACACCCAAGACGAUCGACUUUGAUUUUGAAGUAGAGAAAACGGGGAAUAGUGAUUUGAAUCGAAAAGAUUUCAUCGAAAGUUUUAAGAAAAGGUUAGAAUGUGGUGCUAACAUACAAAAUGAUGACAAUAAAAAUGAGCUAAUAAAUAAUGAAUUUAGUCAAUUUAAAACAAAUACAAAUCUAAUCAAAGAAAGAAUAUUGAAUGCGGCACGUGAGAACCUUGAAUAUAAAUCAAAAUAUCCUAUAUUUAUUGGUGAGAAUCAAGAUGAUAAAGUAGAGUUUGUUUCAGAACCAAGAAUUGACAUUAGACCUGAUUUGGUCAGACAUACUGAUGAAAUGAGUCAAUUGGACUCCGAAAUGUCUAAAUUAAGACAAGACACGGCGGGGGCAACUACUCUCUUUAAAGAGCGAUUUGAGAAUUAUGUCAAAAAUGAAAAUACACCGACUCGCGAUAAGAAAGAGGGUGUUUUUAAUGAAAUAUUGGAAUUGAGAACCAAAAAUUUAAACAAUUUAAUGCCUGAUAUAGUUCAAGGAACCGCCUGUUCAAAUAACCAACAUCCAAUUAAGGAAGAGAUACCAUUUUGUGUUAACACCAAAGAUAAAAUAGCCAAAUUUAAGGCCCUAGAAAUGGGUAUAAAUGAACAAGAUAACAGUUCAGAACGUGCAAUAAGAGAAAUCACUCCUCCCAGAGAUUCCGAAAAGGUUGUAUACGAAAAUGAACCACAUAUUAUAAAAGAUCCAAAUUAUGUUAAAUCGUCCACCACAAAUGAUGAAAGUGUAAGCUUUCAAAUUAAAGAUAACGCUAGAAAUUUGGCUAGUUAUUUUGAAGCCAUCCCUCAAGAACCCCUCAUGUUGAUUAAAGAAAAUCCUUGUAUCAAAAGAUUUACAGAUCCUAAAAUUAAUAUCACAUCUGAUAUAAAAUCUGAAAUAUGCUAUUUAUGUAGUCGAAAAUUAUAUACAAUGGAAAAAAUGGAUUUUAAUAAAGGAUCCAUCCACAAAAAUUGCUUUAAAUGUAAAUUAUGUAAUACCCCAUUAAGACUUGAAAGUUAUGCAACUCAUGAUGAUGAUGUCUAUUGCUUGCCACAUUUUAAAAAGUUAUUUGCCAAUGAACCUGGUUUAACGCAGGCUAACAUUACGCCCAUCAAAAAAUAGUGUCUUCGCUUUGUUAUUUAUUAUCUUAUGAUCUUUAUUUUAAGGAUCAUUUUUAUUUAUUAAUCAAUAUAAUUUUUACUAAUGUUAUUUUUUAUAAAUACAUACAAACAUUUUUAUUUGAUAUGUUUUAAUUUUUUUUAUAAAAAUAUCCAAUUAGAUGUAAUAAAAGUAAAUACUAAUACAAA
This is a messenger RNA of Gordionus sp. m RMFG-2023, 2072 nucleotides long. RefSeq names its product LIM domain and actin-binding protein 1-like. The transcript is spliced from 11 exons. The coding region runs from base 112 to 1887 and encodes 591 amino acids. NCBI's taxonomy places the organism in Eukaryota, Metazoa, Nematomorpha, Gordioida, Chordodea, Parachordodidae. Gene Ontology annotation, cellular component: plasma membrane; actin cytoskeleton. Gene Ontology annotation, molecular function: actin filament binding. Gene Ontology annotation, biological process: actin filament bundle assembly. The record is from RefSeq and is a predicted model, not a curated record.